This is a messenger RNA of Talaromyces rugulosus, 1455 nucleotides long. RefSeq lists its product as uncharacterized. The record is from RefSeq and is a predicted model, not a curated record. Gene Ontology annotation, molecular function: alpha,alpha-trehalose-phosphate synthase (UDP-forming) activity. The transcript is spliced from 5 exons. NCBI's taxonomy places the organism in Eukaryota, Fungi, Ascomycota, Eurotiomycetes, Eurotiales, Trichocomaceae. Gene Ontology annotation, biological process: cellular response to heat; trehalose biosynthetic process. The coding region runs from base 1 to 1455 and encodes 484 amino acids. Gene Ontology annotation, cellular component: cytosol; alpha,alpha-trehalose-phosphate synthase complex (UDP-forming).
AUGUCGCCCGCAGUAGCGGAAGAAACACCCCCGGAUAGCGGCAGGCUGCUGCUGGUGUCGAAUCGCCUCCCCAUUACAAUCCGCCGGUCAGAGGGUGGCAAAUAUGAGUUCUCCAUGUCGUCUGGCGGCCUAGUGACGGGGCUGAGUGGACUAGCCAAAACGACGACCUUUCAGUGGUACGGCUGGCCCGGUCUGGAGGUUCCAGAAAACGAAGUCGACACGGUCAAGACGAGGCUGCGAGAGGAGUACGGGGCUGUGCCAGUGUUUAUCGACGACCAGCUGGCAGAUCGCCACUACAAUGGAUUCUCAAACUCUAUUCUAUGGCCACUUUUGCACUACCAUCCUGGUGAGAUUGUCUUUGACGAGGCAGCCUGGGACUCGUACAAGGAAGCAAACUCCCUGUUUGCCCAGACUAUUGCGCAAGAGGCGCGGGAUGGGGAUUUGGUAUGGAUACACGACUACCACUUGAUGCUGCUUCCUGAAAUGCUGCGCAUGCAACUGCAGGCCCUCGGGAAGAAGAAUAUCAAGAUUGGCUUCUUUUUGCAUACCCCGUUCCCAAGCAGUGAAAUCUACAGAGUGCUACCGGUUCGGACCGAUCUCCUCAAGGGACUGCUGUACUGUGAUCUUAUCGGAUUCCACACUUUUGACUACGCUCGCCAUUUUCUGAGUAGCUGUUCCCAUCUCUUAAACCUGGCCACGACACCUAAUAGCGUGCAGUUCGGCGGCCAAUCCGUGGCCGUCGGAGCAUUUCCUAUCGGAAUCGACCCGGAAAAGUUCCUCGAUGGUCUGAAAACCCCCAAAGUGCAAAGCCGCAUCGCCAGCCUCGAGGCCAAGUUCCAAGGCAUGAAGUUGAUGGUCAGCGUUGACCGGCUUGAUUACAUCAAGGGAAUCCCGCAGAAGCUGCACGCGUUUGAGGUGUUUCUUUCUAAUCACCCCGAGUGGGUUGGCAAGGUUGUUUUGGUGCAGGUUGCAGUGCCUAGUCGGCAAGAUGUCGAGGAGUAUCAGAAUCUGCGGGCCGUGGUGAAUGAACUGGUGGGGCGUAUCAACGGGCGAUUUGGCACGGUGGACUACAUGCCCAUCCAUUUCAUGCACAAGUCGGUCAAUUUCGACGAGCUGCUAGCGCUGUACGCCGUGUCUGACGCGUGCGUGGUGUCGUCGACACGGGACGGCAUGAACCUAGUCUCGUUCGAGUACAUUGCUAGCCAGCAGAAGCGGCAAGGUGUGCUGAUUCUGUCCGAGUUUGCCGGCGCGGCGCAGAGUCUGAAUGGGAGUCUGGUGGUGAAUCCGUGGAACACGGAGGACUUGGCCAAGGCGUACCACCAGGCGGUGUCUAUGGAGCCGGACCAGCGAGCGGUCAAGUACCAGAAGCUGUGGAAGUAUAUUUCCAAGUACACCAGUGCAUUCUGGGGACAGUCUUUUGUUGCCGAGCUGUCUCGCUGCUCGGCUCACGAGUAG